AUGCAGCCGUCCCACGACCCCCAGGCUGACUCCGAUCGCCCGGGAACUCCACCGCGCCCGCCUUAUUCCCCGGUGACUCCAGUUCUCGCCCACCUCGCCCCCGUCCCCAACGGCGGCGCGCCAGCACAUCCCAUCGUGCCCCCCGCCAGCUCCCCCUCGCCCACCACGAGAGUCGCCUCGUCCUUCAGUACGGCCACCCCAUCCGACUUUCCUGGCCCCAUGUCCAUGGCCCCGCCACCGCCCGCCGCCAUCGUAGCGUCCGAGCCGCCGCCCGUCCCGAUCUCCGAGAGCGAGAACCCCGAUGCCAUCGCUCUGCGCUCCGCCCUCUCCAUCCUCCAGCUCCAGAAGCAGCAGAGCCUGCGCGACAUCCGCACCCUGGAGCGGCUGAAGAAAGCCGCCGCCGCCGACCCCGAGGGCUUUGCGCGCGAACUGGCCGCCGGGAAUCUCUCCGCCAAGGAUCCGGGCGGAUUUGUGAAUUUCACACAUAACGAGGAGGAUGACAGGGACGGCGAGGAUGAGAGUCGUCGGGGAACCGCUAGAUCGAAUGCAUGA
Aspergillus terreus NIH2624 is the source of this 552-nucleotide messenger RNA. RefSeq lists its product as uncharacterized. The transcript is spliced from 2 exons. Lineage: Eukaryota; Fungi; Ascomycota; Eurotiomycetes; Eurotiales; Aspergillaceae. The record is from RefSeq and is a predicted model, not a curated record. The coding region runs from base 1 to 552 and encodes 183 amino acids.